Molecule: messenger RNA, 6007 nt
Organism: Odontomachus brunneus
Lineage: Eukaryota; Metazoa; Arthropoda; Insecta; Hymenoptera; Formicidae
Product: galactoside 2-alpha-L-fucosyltransferase 3-like
Exons: 2
Coding region: 3162-4166 (334 amino acids)
Biological process (GO): carbohydrate metabolic process
Cellular component (GO): membrane
Molecular function (GO): galactoside 2-alpha-L-fucosyltransferase activity
Source: RefSeq, a predicted model, not a curated record
GGAAGGUGGUGAACGAAAGUGGCAAAGCACAGCAAACGCGCCGGUCUGGUUGGCGCCAGUAGAAAUGAAAAAUCUAUACGCGGACGUGAGGCAGGGAGUAACGACAGUCGGUGACGUCACACUCUCCCCGACGGACAACGUUCCCGGGGGAGAGAGAAAGGGGUAGAGAGAGGAUAGCGGCUCACCUUCGUCUGGGCCGACGACGAACACCCCGGUUGUCGUGGGGAACGCGAGGAGAGGACAACUCUCGCGGCGGCGGAACGACGUGAACGUUGUGUCGCGUUCGCCGCGAGCGGGAAGUGCUGCGCCGACGACGUCUGCUACGACUUAGGACAACGGCGACGACGGCUAGGGUGCAACAAGCAUCGGAGGGUGUCACGCCGGGCAAACAUGAAUGAGUCAACCUCGCGGCCAGUUGUGAGGCUCGACCUGUGCGUCGCGAAUCGUGAGGAGUUCGUCGGAACGGGUGAGUGUGGCUUUCCUUCUCGAGACGCGGAUCUGACAGAUUCCGGAGAGUGUCGUGGGACGGAAUUCGUUGAGUUCGAUUUUCGAUGAAUAUACGCGCACAUACAUACAUGCGCUAGAAAGGCUAGAGGCUGGAUAGAGAGGCGUUCCAGAGGCAUCUCGGGUCAGGUCGCGUUCCAAUUUCUUAUUUUUAGAUUAAUUUCAAUAAUAUAACCUUCAAGCGCGCGAUAUAAACAAUGGGAAGAAAUUUAUCAAAAAGAAGCUGACGCGCUCAGUUACGUUGAUGUCAACUUCAACUCCAAUAUCCGUGAAGCAAUCAUGUUUGACGGGUGUAAUAUUAUUAAUUACAAUUCCAGAGAAAGAUAUGCUCUCUUGCUCGCGAGAUUUCUCGAGAAUUCUUUCAGGGGUUAAUAGCAGUUGCAUGCGCUACGUUGAUCAAUUUUUGCUCUACAUUGACAAUAAUUCAAGGUAUAUGUCGCGCACUUAACUUUCUCCCUGCGACGCAAUAGCUUCGAACAAGUACAUAAGUAUAUACAGAGUGUUCGCUAUAAUGGUAUGCUAUAUUUUUAUCGGUUGCAAUGAUCGAACAGAAGAAAAUUCUAAAUAACAUUAUUCAGUUUCAAAGUGAUAUAUGUAAUAAUAUGCAACGUUAAAAAUUUCGAAAGCGUCCUUCUUUCGUAAAAAAGUCAAGGCCAACUUUAAUUUUUUAAAUAUAGCCACACGCACAUAUCUUUUUCUAUUUAUUGCGUAACUUCUAACGUUAUCUUUAGGUCUGUUCGUUCCCGAACAACUUUUGUAUUAGUACAAUAAGUUGGACUGAAACAACCAUACUUUUUCAACUCUAACUUAUAUUGCAUUACUGUGCACUCAGUUCAGAAAUUCUUUGAAAUCGAACUCUUAUCGCUUUUUCACAGCAAAAAAGAGCACAGUAAAAUAAUAAUGCAGAAUUUCAACACAAGCAUGCAGAAAUAUAAAUCGAAAUACCAUAAUUGAUGCGACUAUAAAACUCCAUUAUAAAAAGCAAAGCUUUGUGUUGCAAAAAAUAGAUUAUAUUUCGAACAUGUUUUGUAUGAGCAUCUAACGUUAUUCACUAUAUUACAUUCCAAAUAUCAUCGUAUAUGUAUAUUAAAUAUUAAUAGAAAUAACAUUAUGAGUUACUGUUGAACUUGUUUUGAUCCUUCUUACGAUACUACAACUAAAAAAUUAUUUGAUUUUGUUAGAGAAAAGAAUACUUCCAAAUGUUUAUGAUUAUAUUUUAUUGCCAUUUAAAAACUGAUUAAUUGCAUCCAGAACUUUUUCCUGCCCGACUAUUAACUGGUAAAAAAGAUAGUGGAAUCGUUACGAUAAACACCCUGUAUAUGCGUCUCGGUGUGAGUCAAGAGCUUUGUCGUCAUACAAAUAGCGAAGAAGAUUGCAUUAUGCGAUCUGGUUGCAUUGGAAGAUCACGGAGAAUUUUUCGCAGAAAAAUCUCGCGAAAAGUCUCGCGAGAAAGCUCGUCUUUUGAUGCAGUCCUUUUUUUUUACAAAUAUAAUCAACUCGGGAAAAAGAAGCUUUCUGUCUAGCUUUCAGUUUUUCAUAAUUUCUCUGGACUGUUUAUACGUCACGCAAUAUUCCAACGGCAGCUUUAAUGUUGAAGUUUUCUCAUAUUGAUAAAAAGUCUACGGUAAAUGCGACAGCGCGUAACGCGGUUGCGUUCACACAUAUUUUUCAAAACUCUUCGACGUUACCUUCGAUCGCGAAAGGAUGAGAAUGCUCCGUGGAGCGAAUAUCGUAAUAAGAGGUUUACACACCCCCCGCACCCUCUCCCCGUCCGCCGUCCCACGUGUUAAUUACGCUCCUAUUAACACCGCUCGGAUAUAGCUGUAACUUGUUGAAGGAGAAAAAUUGCCGGUUCGUGCGCCGCUGCCGUUCGUGCAUGAUCCUUAAGUGCACGAUAACGAACUUCACGGCAAUUUUAUCGCAAAAAAGCGUGCAAAAACAAAUCCCGCGGCCGGCGUUGGAAGUCGCGCUCAACGAAAUUGCACCGUUAUCGAUGUCGCAAUAUACGAUUCACUCUUUUAAUUCCUCACGAUAUUACGUGGCUGACGUUGUGACUUAGAUUUGUCGCUGUUUCUUCCGCUUUUUUCCCGCAUGCGAUUUUACUUGAGCUUUGCAUAGUAACAGAGUGUUGGCCAUGUCCUUUUUCUUUUUCAUUAUCUCGCGGAGAGACAUAGUUGGUCGUCUGAAAUAAACUACUUCCAGAACAAUGCAUACACACACACAUACAUAAACAAUAAGCGUCUCGCUGCACUCUUAAACGACACACGCCUCAACAUCCGCGCGACAGGCUAUCGCUUGAACCACCCCCGUUCUCUCUGAUGCGAACCUGACGCGAGCACACGAUAUGCAUGCACCCACCAUAUUCACGCGCUUGUCGUUCAUUAAUCGCAUUAUCGUUGCCAAGAUGUACGUCGGAAAGCAAAGGACAUGGCACACCUGUAGAUACGAAAUGCCGGACUAGCGUGCGCGAGAGAGCGAGCGGCCGACCAGUAGAGGCAGAAAGCGAGAGGCAGAGCAAGUAGUGAAAAGAGGGUAGAGAGCAAGCACGUAGAGAGAGAGAGAGCGAGAGAGAGAGAGCGUGAGAGCGAGCGAGAGAGAGAGGGAGAAAGAGAGAGCACCCCGUCGCUCGAAAGGUCGCGUGGCGCAAAACGUGGAGAAUGAGUCACGCUCAACAGCAUGUGCUUGCGAGCGCAAUAGUCCUCGCGCUGAUAGUGGUAUUCGGCAUCCACGUCUUCCUGUUUCCCAUGUACACGUCUAACCCGCCGGCCCGCCACACGAAGAUCUCCGCGUACGAGCAGGCACUCUGUCGCACCACCCUGAAAAAUGUCCGGGUACCGCCGGAGUGGCGCAACCCGUGCCCCAAGUACGGCAUCGUGUCGGCGGUGCAGGGCGGUAGGCUGGGCAACCAGAUCUGGGAGUACGCGUCAGUGUGGGCUACCGCGAGGCGCACCGGCCUGGAGCCGUUCAUGCCGCGCUGUAUCCUCAAGACCUUGGAAGAGUACUUCGACAAUCUGAGCAUCCCGCCGCUUAGCUACAUCGGCAGGUGCACGUUGGACGUCGGUCAGGUGGUCAAUUCGUUGGGCCAGUGGAACAGCACGGAGCAGAACAUCAUCAUACCUAGACACGCAGCUUACUGGUCCCUGAUACUAGUCUGGUUGGAUGACAUACGACGUGAGUUCACGUUCAAGCCGUGUCUAAGGAUAUACGCAGAGAAGGUGCUGAAACGAGUCGCCGAGAAAUUCAAUCUAUCCGCGCCGAUAUACGUCAGCGUACACGUGCGCAGAACCGAUUACGUAGAUUAUCUGUGGCAGAAGCUGAAGACGCGACCCGCGCCAAUAAGUUACUACCUAUCGGCGAUGGAUUACUUCGCCGGCAAGUACAGCAACGUAGUCUUCGUAGUGACGAGCGAUAAUAUCGCCUGGUGUAAAUAUAACUUACGCAGCAAACGUCACAGGAUCAGUUUCGUGUCGGACAAUGACGGCAAGGGUCCGGGGAAGGACCUGGCGGUAUUGUCCGCGUGUAACCACAGCAUAAUAGAUUACGGCACCUACGGCUCGUUUGGGGCCAUUUUGGCCUCCGGCGAAACUAUAGUUUACAAUGUAACAACAUACUUUUCUACGCUGAUCGCUGAUGUUCUACCUAAUUGGAAGAUAAUGAGUUGAACGCGACUCACAGGUGUCCCAAAACGUAAAGUCAACAAGACACAAAAUCACCUGAUAUCACACGCGCGCCUUUUGCGACACGUGAUCUCUCUUUUAACGAGGCAAAUUACUCUCGGAGAGUAAUUUGUUUUCCACUGAGUUACAAGAGAAUUUUUGACAAUUUCAAUUACACGAUCUUUUUUUGUUUAUUGUCGAUAAGGCGACCAGAUCUUUAAUUAGACGUUCGAAUCACUUUACAAACUUUGCAACGGAUCGCAAGUGGGUGCAAAUAACGCGAGUAAUCGUCGCGUAUUAGUUACUUCUGCUACUUAGGCGAGUAUAUAAUAAUUUUGAAAGCAUACACACCAUGCCUUUUUCAUGCCCAGAAAGUAUACGCUCGCCGUUAUCUCGUUUAUCAUAUGAACCAACAUCUCGCCAGUAGCGGAAUCAAGUGAAAGUAUGUUGCUGCAUCGCGUUUUAUAUGUGUAAUGGCGUAAGUACAUCAUUGUCGGAAUGCUUAACAAUAUUACGCAUAUAUAUAUCGCUCUUAUUUAAAUUUAGUGUGCGCACACAAACUAUAGGAACCGAUGCACCUGUAAAUGUAGCGAGCGAAUCUUUCCAGAAACUCGAAGAAGAGGUUUACAAAGGAACAAUGGACCACUAAUAUCUAAAAUUAAAACAGAUGCUUAUUUUUUCUACGACUCUGACAAUGAGACACAAACUCGACACGGCCGUAAAAAUUUAAUAUGAGAAAAAAAAGAGACGUUAUAGAUCAGAGAUCUGUGUACUUUCCAAAUAUAAGGUGGUAACCAAAUGAGCCUAAUUCAAAAACACGCGUACGGAUAAAUUCUAAAUUUUGCAGUGCUCAGAAUUUUGUCUGGUUGAUCUCUAACUUUCGCGCGAUCUUUUUCCGAGAACUGGAUCUUCUGACGUUAGUUCGUAGUUUAUAGUUUUCUAUAAUGUAGCCUAGCGGAAUAGUCUCGAGUUAAUUGUGUUUACACGUUUAAUGUGAAUUUCAUAUCGUAGCGAGCGUGUAACAUACACUUCACAGACACGAAACCGACGUAUUAACCAUCCGUAAGUCUUAUGAUGUACAAUGAUUUCAACUGUGAUUCUAUUUCUUAUUGUGCCAAAAUUCUGAAUAUACACAUAAACGUAUAUAUAUAUGUAAAUAUACUGUACGUAUAUAUACAUAUAUAUAUGUAUACAUCUAUAUAUGUAUUAUAAAAUUAUAUCUAUACAACGCAUUGUAUAAUAUUUACAAACCUGUGAGCAAAUGAUAAAUUAUUUCUUCACUUAAUCGUUAACUUAAUCGUUAAGUAUUAUAAAAGAGAGAAAAAAAGAGUUUACGGACUAUAUUAUACGCGAGAUGGACGAUGAAGUAUUUUACAUAAAAAGCCAGUGUUUGACAUUUAUUAACCAUGUGACCUGAUGUAUUUGACUUAAAGUGUUUUACAAGCUAGACUAGUCAAUGUGUCUAUAUCUAUGUACGUUACAUCUAUAUAUGAAUGUAUCUUCAAUGUAUUUGUGCCUGCCAGUUGUUAUAGAUACUCGCUGAAAUGUCAAGGCGCUAUAGGUCGCAGGGAUUGAUAAAAUGAUUACGAUAAAAAAACGUGAGUCGUUCGUGUUAUCGAACUCUUCAUUGCCAAUUGGGCGAUACAAAUUGAUAAGAGAUAUACGAUUCAAGGGAAAGAAAUAAUAUGAUAACAGACAAGUAUUUAGCUAUAUAACUUUCAGGCAUCGAUACGAUCUACUCUGUACAUUCUCUGUGAUAAUUUUAUGUAAUUUUUGAGAACGUAAUGCGUAAGUGCUCUGAAAAUGUAUUCGUUUUACAGAAUAAAAGUACUUCGUGUCAAAAUUAA